Messenger RNA from Hyalella azteca, 1297 nucleotides. RefSeq names its product PEST proteolytic signal-containing nuclear protein. The record is from RefSeq and is a predicted model, not a curated record. Lineage: Eukaryota; Metazoa; Arthropoda; Malacostraca; Amphipoda; Hyalellidae. Bases 207 to 683 code for a protein of 158 amino acids. Gene Ontology annotation, biological process: proteasome-mediated ubiquitin-dependent protein catabolic process; protein ubiquitination. The transcript is spliced from 4 exons. Gene Ontology annotation, cellular component: nucleus.
CGCAUUUUUUACAUGCAUUUUGUUUUUAAAUUCUGCCUAAUAUUCCAGUUUGGUGUUAUGUUCAUGCUUGCUGAUCUGCCCUCUUUAUGCAUGCAGAAUUUAACUAUGAACUCUUCUAAUGAAAUAUGAUGCCUUGAGUGCUGUUUAAUUCAUUGAGUUUUACCCAACAGUUCUUCACUAUUUCAACAAAUUAAAAAAUCAAUGAAAUGCCUUCAGAACCCAGCAAAAGAUCUAUUGAAGAACAAGAGACUACAACAUCUUUCAAGAGAGUCAAGGAAUCUGACUCUGAAAAUACUGAGCCUGCCAAGAAAAUAAGCUUUGGACUUGUACAGCAGACUGGGAACAAAGUCUUAUCAAGUGGCUUGAAAAUGGGCUUCAGUAAAAGUCAAGGGUCUUUAUCUACACAAACUAAUAAAAAGUCCCAGAGCUCAACCAUGACCAGAGUUGCUGCUGCAUUUGAAGAUGAUGACCAAGAGGAGGAGGAGGAAGAAAUGCCGCCAGAGGCCAAAAUGCGCAUGAAGAAUAUUGGCAGAGAUACUCCAACUUCGGCUGGCCCCAACAGCUUUGGCAAGUCUCGAAUUGGUUUCUGCGACUCAAAGAAAGUGUACGAAAAGAAAAUGAAAGAAACAGAGAAGGAAUUAUUAGCCAAAGAAGAAGGUGGUGCUAAGAAAAAGAGCAGUUAAUUGAGAUCUUGCUCCUAAAAGGGGUCAAUUAAUUUCAUCUUGAUUUAACUAAUUUCUGUUCCUCGAUAAUUAAAAAACUGGCUGUCCUGUACUCAGCAUGCCUGACAUCACAUCGCGGAUUUGAUUUUCCACAGCAACUCGCAGUUAAAUUUAAAUCGGUGCAAUGGUGAAGCGUUUUCAUGCAUAGAAUUCCAUAGCCAAAAUAAUGUUGACGUCAAUUAUAUUAAUUUCAUUGCAAUCAUCAGCUGUGAUUCGAUCUGAUACAGAACUUUUCCAAACGAUUCAUUCUAGAGCACGAAAAAAUGCAGUUUGAAAAAAUUUCAUUUCGUAUUUGCUGCAACGAUCAUACUGAUUUAGUUUAGGAGCAACGAAGUGAUCAAGUUCGUGAUCAUAUGUUUGCUAGAGGCUGUUUAGAUCGCUUGUAAUUCAGUGAAAAACAAAGGCGUCGCUCAGACUCCUUUAAUAAAUUGAAGUAGCCUGAUCAAUUUUAAUGGUCAAGUGUUUGUGUUGUGACAAUUAAAUCACUUACGGGACGUCUUUAUUUAACUUAACAUCUCAUAAAGUGUCAGUUGAUAAGGUCGAGAGUUAUCAUUUUCUGAAUUUAUAGUGCUGUC